AUGAGCGGCAGCUCGAACCAGUCCACUCGAACGAGUCCCGGCUCCUUUGGCACGACACAGCGCACCGAGUCUGUGUCUUCUGGUUCUUCGCCACCACAGCACCCGCUCUCGCAUUCUUCCUCCCAGGCGCCCGCGACGACUCAGCAUGCGAUGUCGACCGACGUCUACAGCCCAACUGUCUCGCAAGCGCCCACGUCUCUAGCUCCUACUUUCACUUAUCCAUUCUCGCCGCUCGGCCCAUCCUCCUCCUUCGAUAGCGGAAUGCGCCUCGGCGAGUCAGACCGUAACCUCCAGGGCCUAAAUGGCCUGGGGCGCGCCAACGGAGGUGGCGCGAUUCUCAUGCGCAAGUUGCCUCGUAACACCAGUCGUGAGGCUCUGCGCAGCAUGCUCCUUUUCGCCAAAGACUUUGUCGAUGCCGAUUUUGUGACCUCUGAUUACCCGGAAGAUGACGGGUUCCUGAGCGCGAUCGCUCGAUUCAACACCCUGCCCGCCGCAGAAGAGGCCCGCGCCCUUUUGGAUGGCAAACCGAAUUCGAAGAACGACGCCAACAUGGUGGUGGAAAUGUACCCGGGUCCCGUGGGAUCUACCUUGUCGAAUGCGCGUCGCAACACCAUCGAUCAUACCAACAGCCGGGGAUUACUAGGUGGUGUCCCCUCAAACGGCCCUCUGUCGCGCCAAUCCUCCCGUUUCAACGGCACCUUCCAGAGCCUUGAGCGUUUGUCGGCGGCCAACCCCUCUACACAAAUCAUCGGCGAGGGCCUGCCUUCGGCAUCGGAAUCCGGCUCCCGUCUUCACAGUCUCUUCUCCCCGCAAUCACCCAUCGGAAAUGGAGUGGGUGACCUGCCGCGCGUGACGGGCAAGUCCAUGAUCGAUGAAGAUCCGGACGAGGAGACGGGCGAGCUGCUCAAGGAUCCCGUGGGCUACGCAGAGAACGGCCACUCCGCUUCGGUCUCUGUCCCACGUCGCUCCACCAACCCUCAGAUCCCGACCAGUCGCUUUGCCAACCUAUCUUUGUCUACCACUAUGUCGUCUCCGCCUUUGCCAAAUUACGCCUCCAACGGUCCUGGGCAGCGCAUGGGCAGUGUCAGUGGACCAUCCUCGGCCUAUCCCGGUGGCCACGGCCACGGCUUCCCAUACGGCGGCAGCCAGCACACUCCUCGCCAUAGCCUCCCUGCUGCGAAUCCAAACGACCUGAACCCCCCGUGUAACACGCUUUACGUGGGUAAUCUACCACCAGACACCUCGGAGGAAGAGCUCAAGGCACUGUUCUCCAAGCAGCGCGGCUACAAGCGACUGUGCUUCCGCAACAAGCAAAACGGGCCCAUGUGCUUUGUGGAGUUUGACGAAGUGGCAAUGGCAAGCAAGGCACUCAACGAGUUGUACGGCUACAAGUUGUCCAACAGCGUCAAGACUGGCAUUCGCCUUAGUUUCUCGAAGAACCCCCUGGGUGUACGUUCCGGUCAGCCAGGCAGCAUGAGUGCAUCCAACCCUCUUCAGGGCCCCGGUGGUGUUCCUGGAGGCAGCAACUUGAGUGGGAUGCAUAGCCACAUGUUCUCCUCGGUCAGUGGGCCUCCUCCGGGGCUAGCUGCUCCUCCGGGACUCGCUAUGCCCAUGCCCUUGCGCAAUGGCAACGCUCUGCACGUUGCACACGGCAAUGGGAACCCACACGCUAUGGUGGGCAACGGCACUUUCAACCAUAACUCGGGUCUAGGGAUUCGCACUAGUGGAGGUAAUGCCAUGAUGAUGUCGCCGCCGCCUCCUGGAGCUGCCGCUGGCAACAAUGCGGGGCCGAACAUGAAUGGCUACAAUUCCUUCUACCCUGACUACAUGAUGGGUCGCUAA
Molecule: messenger RNA, 1842 nt
Organism: Penicillium cataractarum
Lineage: Eukaryota; Fungi; Ascomycota; Eurotiomycetes; Eurotiales; Aspergillaceae
Product: RNA-binding protein
Exons: 1
Coding region: 1-1842 (613 amino acids)
Molecular function (GO): mRNA binding
Source: RefSeq, a predicted model, not a curated record